Ctenocephalides felis (cat flea) is the source of this 823-nucleotide messenger RNA. Its product is annotated as contactin-like. NCBI's taxonomy places the organism in Eukaryota, Metazoa, Arthropoda, Insecta, Siphonaptera, Pulicidae. The coding region runs from base 110 to 823 and encodes 237 amino acids. The transcript has 3 exons. The record is from RefSeq and is a predicted model, not a curated record.
GCAGUGCUAUAUGAUUAUGAAUCGCAUUAUAAAUAAAAGUUUAUAAAAUAAAUACCAUUCAAUAGUUAUAAUCGGUAUAACUUUGGUGCCACGCCUCAAAAAUUCUAAUAUGAAUAAGAUGAUUCAUAGAUGGUUAUUCUCAAUUAUAUUUGGUCUAAUUGCACAAGUUUUAUGUCAACUUGACAAUAAAUUAUAUGACCAAAAUUAUAAACCGCAAGACAAUCCAUAUGACCAAAAUAACUUCUUAGGUGGUGAUAAGUAUACAAACUUUCGAAAUUCAAAUAUAAAUAGCAAUUACAAUUUAAAUGAUUAUGGCAACGAUUACCGAUAUAAUCAGAAUUCAGACCAAUUUAAUCAAUUCAAUAUUGAUUAUCGAGGUCCUGGAACCUUGAACAUUGAUGAUUACAUUGAAAAAUCUGAUAAUGAUCAAAAUUCCAAUGGUAACUGCCCCAAGUUUUGGAUUUCAUACAACCCAGACUCCAAUUCGGAUUUCAAUAGAGGUGGAAGCUAUAAUGAUAUAUGUUUCAGAUUUUUUAUUAGUCUUAAAACUAGAAAUGAAGCAUUCAAAGUAUGCCAGACGUACAAUGUUGAUUUAGCAAAUAUUGAUACAGUCAAGAAGCAUGCAUUCAUAAUCAAGCAUCUUAUAAAAGAUGAAAAUCAUGAUAAUCGGUACUUAAUAAGUGCAAAACUUAUUAAUAAUCAAUGGAUCAAUAAUGACAAUACAAAUUUAGUUAACGAGAAUAUAUAUCCUCAAGAUUUAAUGAGCCAUAUGGAGAAUAUUGACUUACAGCUUUUCACCAGUACAGAAUCGAUGGGGAUUUAA